Dissoconium aciculare CBS 342.82 is the source of this 1954-nucleotide messenger RNA. RefSeq names its product Pkinase-domain-containing protein. Gene Ontology annotation, molecular function: protein serine/threonine kinase activity; ATP binding. The transcript has 3 exons. NCBI's taxonomy places the organism in Eukaryota, Fungi, Ascomycota, Dothideomycetes, Mycosphaerellales, Dissoconiaceae. Gene Ontology annotation, biological process: intracellular signal transduction; protein phosphorylation; intracellular monoatomic cation homeostasis. The record is from RefSeq and is a predicted model, not a curated record. The coding region runs from base 400 to 1716 and encodes 438 amino acids.
UACUGGAUCAGCCAGUCGAUCCCUCAUGUGAAUUCCGUCGCAACCAUUUCAACGAACAAUUCAAACCACGAGCACGAAUUCUGGUGGCGCGACACAGUCACGACCUCACUGCGUUUAUAUAGUAUCCGAGAAAAUUAUUCGACCGACGCUGCAGCGCCAAGCUCGUCUUGCGCCACACUUGUUUACACCGCUGUCAGUCAUUCGUAGGAUCGCGUCAAAAACUAAGAGGAGCGUCGUCUGGCUUUCAGCGGCUCAUCUACUUCCCUCGAAUCACACAAGCCAAACGAUGGGCUCUCGCCGCCUCCAGCUGCAGAUGCGGUCGCUGCUCUACCGGGCGACAAAGCUGUGCGGCCAGCCGCACCGUCGAAAAAGCCGACCUUCUCCACGCGGCUCUCGCGCAUGUUCGUGCAUAAGGAAGGCGGCGAAGGUUCAGCCAAGGACGAACCACGAAGAGAUGCUCCCCUGACGGAGGGAGUUGUUGUCGAGAAUGGUGACGCCGAAGUUACUUCACCCAAGUCAAACGGGAAAUCGUCGCUCUACCGAACUCUGUCUAAAACCGAUACUCCUCGAAGUGGAUCCGACUCGAAGAAAGAGAAGCUGGCAGAGGCCUCAACUGCUUCAAAACGAUUCUGGGUCGAUGAGAAUGGCGAACAUGGGCACAACCUGAAAGGCGCAAAGCGACAGGACAAAUUGAGCGACAUGUUCCGAGAUUUCAUGUUGGGAAAGAAGAAGGAGCAUGUUGAGGAGCAGCCUUUGUCGCUGAUGUCGACAUGGGUCGAUCAGAUCAAGAGUGAAAAGACGGCCGGAGAGAAGAAGGGCGGCCCGAACACUGCAGCCACAUUGGUGCAAAAGUACGGGAAAUGUCAAGAGAUAGUCGGUCGCGGCGCCUUUGGCAUUGUGCGAAUCGCACACAAGGUCGACCCGAGCAAUCCCAACCAGGAACAGCUGUAUGCUGUGAAGGAGUUUCGGAAACGGCCGCAAGAAGACGCGAAGAAGUACAGCAAACGAUUGAAUUCCGAAUUCUGCAUCUCAUCGUCCCUUCGACACCCAAAUGUCAUACACACUCUCGACCUGCUUGAAGACUCAAAGGGCGAUUUCUGCGAAGUGAUGGAAUUCUGUGCUGGUGGAGACCUUUAUUCUCUGGUUCUUGCGAAUGGCAAGCUUGAUAGCCCCGAAGCCGAUUGCUUUUUCGCUCAGUUGAUGCGAGGAGUUGAAUACAUUCAUGAGAUGGGUGUUGCCCACCGAGAUCUCAAGCCCGAGAACCUCCUCCUCACAACUCGGGGCGCACUGAAGAUUACCGACUUCGGCAACGGUGAAUGUUUCCGUAUGGCGUGGGAGACGGAGCCUCACAUGACGGCCGGGUUGUGUGGCAGUGCGCCCUACAUCGCGCCGGAAGAGUACACCGAGAAGGAGUUCGACCCUCGCGCAGUUGACGUUUGGGCCUGUGGUGUCAUCUAUAUGGCGAUGCGCACCGGCCGACAUCUCUGGCGUGUAGCGAAGAAAGACGAGGAUGAGUUCUACGAUGCGUACAUUCGCGGACGGAAAAGCGAGGAGGGAUAUGCUCCAAUCGAGACGCUUCAUCGGGCUCGAUGCCGCAAUGUCAUCUACAGCAUCCUGGAUCCUGCCGCUUCUCGCCGGAUAUCUGCCCAUCAGGUUCUGAACUCUGAGUGGGGUAAAGGCAUCAAAUUGUGUACCGCCGGUGAACAGGGAUUAUAACACUGCGUCAAUGACGACGACGAUCGAAGCUAUCAGUCAUGGCCCGGCACACCAACUUGAUUCCGGACCGCUUGGCCUUCCUUCACGGGCCUUGAAAGAUGGCGCUCUGGGCCCUACCCACGAAAGCCAGUUGCAAGCAAAGAUCAGAACACUCCUGAGGUCAUCUUGAUUCGACAUCACGGCCGUCUGUCCCUCAUAAACACAAUCUUCACAGUUGCCCGCCGACCUCGCACGCGAC